AUGUCUCACUCCCAACUGCAUCCUCUACAGGUGAACCCUGCCACGGGCGAACCAUAUCUACGCCUGGGCAGCCCUCUCGAGAACAUCAUACUUACACCGCACCGGCCGGGUGAUGCUGCAUUCACCGUGCCUAUUCUGAACGACCCCGGCGUUGUCAGAUGGCUGGGAGGCCCGCCGUACCCGUACACCCCAUCGCAUGCCGAAAGCUGGGUGUCCAGCGUCAUAGAGGAGUCGGACGCGAUCCUGCGUGAGCUCCGUGAGGCGAGCGCGAAGGAUCCGGAGGCGCCUCUCAAGGUUGUUGGAGACUGUCCGGUGCGGAUUUUGAGAGAGAUCAAGGAGGAUGGCAGUGAAGUCUAUCUCGGCGACAUCGCGUUCCGCAGGUGCACAUACCCGCACGAGGCUCCCGAGGAGCGACUACGACUCUCAGAGGAGAACGCGCGGAGACCAGUAGGCGAUCCUGCGCUGGUCUGGUGCGUAGCGUAUUACCUUGCGAGUUCGCAUCACGGCAGGGGCAUCAUGACGAUGGCUCUACGCACGCUGCUGUCUGCCUGGGCGAUCCCGAGGAUGGGGGUUCGACGAAUCCGUACAGAAGUGCGCAUAGGCAACAUCGGGAGUGUACGCGUAUUCGAGAAGAAUGGGUUCGUACUGGAUAGGACUGUGGAGAAGGAAUAUCCGAACUGCUUGGGGGAGACGAUGCAUGGGUCUUGCAUUCUCUGGUGGGAGCAUCCGUAGAGUCUAGAAUUGGGAUUUCUUCGCCGAUUUGGGAACGUGGACUAUGACUGUAUGUGCUGUAAGUACCGGACUUGCAGAUGCUCUGCGAUGCGAUCGGCCAGAAGGAACCGAUGGGCCCUUACAAA
Messenger RNA from Postia placenta MAD-698-R-SB12, 857 nucleotides. RefSeq lists its product as hypothetical. The coding region runs from base 1 to 732 and encodes 243 amino acids. Lineage: Eukaryota; Fungi; Basidiomycota; Agaricomycetes; Polyporales; Adustoporiaceae. The transcript has 2 exons. Gene Ontology annotation, molecular function: acyltransferase activity, transferring groups other than amino-acyl groups. The record is from RefSeq and is a predicted model, not a curated record.